AUGCUGAUUGCACUCACGGAUCGCAUGCAAGCGCUCGAGGCGUCGCAAAUGAAGAUCGACGAGGACGAGCGACUGCGAGGCGCGAUCACCAGUGGCUUUUUUGCGUCAGCGCUGGGACUCGACAUUGGCGGUACGACUCUACAUCGUGACGCGCUAGGACAUGAUGCUCUGAGGCAGCCGCGUGUACGUGUUUGCGUGACGCAACCAGGUGACUCGCUAUUCCAGCAGUUUGUUCCACAGUAUGUCGGUCCGCAACAGCCAACGGGCGCUGAUCGACCACAGGCGCCGCGCUAUGCGCCAGUGUUGCCUCCAGAUUUUGAAGACAUUCAUGCGCCCGUGCCACCAAUGCAGCAGGCACCGACACAAAGGUUGCCGUUGCGUGCCCCGGACGCACACCAAUGUAAGCUUAUUAUUCGCAAGUUUGAUGGUACAGAACUGUACCAGGGUCUCGGAUCGGGUUUUGCUGACUGGAGUCGCACGUUCUUGCGCCAAGUCACUAUGGCGCAGCAGGCCCGCGGAUUUGCAUGGGCUGAAGUUGUCAAGGUUGACUUGCUGGGACACUACCUAAGUGGGACAGCAGAGCGGUACUACCAUAAACAAGUGGACGUUUGGUGGCUCGAAGAAGACUUUCUCGAUCACGCUAUGGGCCGGUUGCUACACACAUUCAAGACUACAAUCACGGCGUCGCAAAGCAUAAAACUUUUCACUGCAAGGAAAGAUCCCAAGAGACCUUGGCCUGAACACUACCUGUAUAUGGUUGCUGUAUGUGAUGCCUGCGGUGGAGGUGCAGAAGCACAAGUUCUCGACAACAUUGUCCACUAUGCGUCGGCUGAUCUUACAACAGUUUUGAUGGCCAAGUACACCAAUGACCGACACGAUCAUUUGCGCCAAGCUGAAGAGCUUGCGCAUUUUGCACAGUCUGUUGAGCUCGAAAACAAGACCGGAAGGACGUUGGGACGCGAGUUAGUCGCCGCUGUCACUGAUGAAAGACGUCGCAAGGAGACGCAUUCAUGCUACAAUUGUGGCAAACAAGGUCAUUUGAAGAUUGACUGCAGGUCAAAAAGGAACGUCAACAAGAGCGCCAAGAACGACGGCGAGGUGGUUCUUGCUGUUAAUGACGACAGCGACAAUUCGAACGACGACUGGAUACUCGACAGCGGUGCCAGUCGACACCUGGUGAACGACGAUCGCCUGCUGAUCGACUCAGAGAUUUGCAAUGUUGUAGUCUCGCUAGCUGAUAACGAGAAGGUCGGUCUGUCCAAGGUCGGUAGUGUGAGACUCUCCGUGGCUGCCAAUGGACAAGAAAAAACAGUCAAACUCACGAACGUCUACUAUUCACCGAGUCUGGCCCGCAACAUCAUCAGCUAUGGCAAGAUUGAUUAA
Peronospora matthiolae is the source of this 1383-nucleotide messenger RNA. Lineage: Eukaryota; Oomycota; Peronosporomycetes; Peronosporales; Peronosporaceae. The record is from the annotation of a GenBank genome assembly.